UUCCGGUUUAUUUGUUUGGAUUGCUGUGAGAGAAUUAAAAUUGUAAAAAUCUGGACUUCUUCAAACUAAAAUGAAAUUCUACGGGUAGUGCAAAGUUUUCUGCAUGGUUAACAAUGAUUGAGGGAACAACCCGUGAAAACCAGCUAUCAAUUAACCUUGGGUUUGAUGAUUACAGCAAUGGAAAAGACUACAAAAAGAGACAGUCAGUUUUCAGGGUAUGGAAAAGACUGUCUAGUUUACAGAGAAGUGUGAUUUGUUUUGUUUUACUAUUGGGAGGAAUCAGUAUUAUAUACAUAGUGUCAUCAGUAAGAAAAGGUCAUAGAGGUAGUUAUGGAGGACCAAGUGAACUCAGUGAUUUUCUGGACUCAAAAGAGAGACAGCAGAUGGAGCAAGAGAAGCGAGAAUACAUACAGAAAAUGAAACGGAGACAUGCUGCCGAGCAAGUUAAUCAAAUAGUGAAAAAGAACCAGGAAAAUAUCAGGAUUAAGAAAGGACCACCCUCAAGAAAGAAAUCCGAGAAAGAAGACAAGGGACUGGACAGAGUACAGCUUCCUCCUUACGAAAAAGAGGGACAAUUGGUAAGGGACGAGCGAUUUCCCCAUGGGAACGAGGAUGAAGAUAAUGACAGAGACGACAAUGUUGAUGGACAUUUAAAUUUACCUCCAAAGACAGCAGGUGAUGAUUUUGUGGACCAAGCAAGUGAUGGGCCUUAUGACUAUUUUGAUCCAAAGAGACAGUUUUCAGAAAAGCAGAAAGCAAUUCAAGAUGCCUUUAAGUUUGCCUGGAAGGGAUAUAAACAGCAUGCCUGGGGCCAUGAUGAAUAUCAUCCAAUCAGUAAGAGCCACUCUGAGUGGUUUGGAGUGGGUCUGACUAUCGUAGAUUCUGUUGAUACAGCCAUUAUCAUGGGACUUAAAGAUGAAUAUUUGGAGGCUAGAGAAUGGGUUGACAAGUCCUUGACCUUUGACAAGGAUAAAGAUGUCAACUUGUUUGAGAUCACUAUCCGUGCCUUGGGAGGACUUCUGUCUGCUUAUCACCUGACAAAUGAUGAAGUAUUUAAAAACAAGGCUAAAGAGUUGGGGGAUCGCCUUUUACCUUGCUUUAAAUCUCCGUCAAAUGUCCCUUUCUCUGAUGUGAACCUGAGGACUGGACAUGCCCACGCCCCCCGGUGGGGCCCUGACAGCAGCACAUCAGAGGUGACCACCAUACAAUUGGAAUUCCGAGAUCUCAGCAGAAUCACAAAGGAUAAUAGAUAUGAGCAUGCAGUAGAUGUAGUGUCAGAACAUGUUCACAAACUACCAAAGAAGGAUGGACUAGUGCCAAUAUUUAUCAAUGCCAAUACAGGGUCUUUCAGAAGUUCUGCCACCAUUACAUUUGGUGCUAGAGGAGACAGUUACUAUGAGUAUUUAUUGAAGCAGUGGAUACAGACAGGAAAACAGAAGGAGUAUUUGAAACAGGACUAUGUGCAGGCAGUAGAGGGCAUUAAGACUCACUUACUGAAGGAAUCUGAACCCAGUAAACUGCUGUACAUAGGGGAGCUACUGGGAGGGAGGUCAUUCAGUCCUAAAAUGGAUCAUUUAGUUUGUUUUAUGCCAGGAACAUUGGCUUUGGGGCAUCAACAUGGUCUUCCAAAGGAUCAUAUGGAAAUUGCCACUAAAUUAGCGAAAACAUGUUAUGAAAUGUAUAAUAAAAUGCCAACCAAACUCAGUCCUGAGAUUGUGUAUUUUAAUCAGGCACCAGGUUCCAGUGAUGAUCUCAUAGUCAAACCGCUAGAUGCCCACAACCUGUUGCGUCCAGAGACCGUAGAGAGUCUAUUUUACAUGUACCGAUUUACUCAGGACAAGAAGUACCGAGACUGGGGCUGGCAGAUCUUCCUAGCCUUCAUGAAAUACACCAAGAUCGAGGGGGCUGGCUUCUCCUCCAUCAACAAUGUCAAGAGCCCGAGUAACCCAGGGUACAAAGACAAACUAGAGAGCUUCUUCUUAGCAGAGACUCUCAAGUACCUGUUCUUAUUAUUCAGUGACGAUCCUAAACUGAUACCCCUAGACAAGUUUGUGUUUAACACUGAGGCUCAUCCCCUGCCCAUUUACUCCGAGUGAUUUUAAUAAUUGUUCUUGUGUCAAAUAGAGUGAUUGUAUGUGUGUGUAGGAUUUAAAGUACAUUCAUAGGAUAUAUUGUGUGCUAGAUUAAUGUGAAUAUUUGGUGCAUCUCCUUAUAAGGUGUGUGAAUAAUUUACCAUGUGAUAUACAAUGAAAAGAUACAACACUGAAUUUGCUCAUUAUUGUAAAUUUUUACACUGAACAUAGAAUAUACGAAGACUGAACAUAUUUGAAAUGUUUGUACAUUAUUUAAGCUAUAAGUGUGCAAUCUGUGUGUUAUGCUCUAAAUCCAUCUUGUAUGCUUGAUUAUGUUAAUAUCUUCUGUCUUUAGUUUAAUAUUUCUUCUCAUGUGUAUUGCUUGUCAAAAGCAAGUUUUCUCUUAUUAUCCAAGGGUUCUUUUUGAAAUGUUGAAAAUGUAUUUUUCAUUUAUUUACUGACUUCAUUAUAUUAUUUUAAAUCAACCUUACUGCAUAUAAAAAAUGUAUGUGUAUAUUAGGUUGUAUGAACAGUGUUAAAUAAUUUUUUAGUAUGUGAAUUGAAACAGUAUAGAAGAUUUAUGAUUUGGUUAACUCUGGUGUUUCAACACUGGUGGAAAUAUUAAUCAUAAAAAAUUCAUAACACUUUAAAGCUGAAAUAUGCUACUAAUGGUAUUCUGUUAUUUUAUCCACAAAAAGGGAGUGUAUAUAAAGUAAUAUCACAGUAAUAUUGGUCAAAAUUAAUCUUAGCUGCAGAACUGUAGCUCUCUGCUUUAUCUUUUCCGAAUUUUCUCAAGCAGAGAGCUACAGUUCUUCAGGCUAAAUUAAUCUACUACAUAUCAACUCAUUUAAAUGAAAUGGAAUAAUAAUAAUAAUAAUAUGCAGUAAGACAGAAGAGAUUCAAGUAAGAGUGUUACAUGUAGAAAAAAAAAUUACAAAUGUAUUUCCACCAUUUUAAAAUAAUUACAAGUUCCAGUAGGUUUGUGUAAAUAUUUGUGUUUACCUCAUUAUUAUUAUUUUAAUUUCUUGCAUCUUUGAUUUGUUUUCAGAUUAUUUAUUAUGAUCUUACUUCACAUUCCUAGUCAUAUACUGUACUUGUUGCAUUGUAUUGUUUUUUUUUAUAAGAACUGUGUCAUAUAAUAAUGAUGUGGUCAGGGAAAACAUAAUAGGAAUAUUUUUUAAAUAUCACUAAAAUUCUUGUUUAGAUAAAAUUCUUUCAUAAUAUUAAAAUCUAUGUAGAACAUAAAUGAUUUUACCAAAGAAACUUGUAUAUUCAAUUACAGUCAAACCUCGUUAUCCUAACUUGAUGAAACCAAGACAAUAGUUUGAGAUAUCUGAGGAUUCAAGAUAUCCAGGGUUAAAUACAUAAGAAAUAAGUGCUUGGGACUUCAAAAUCACUUAAACAUAUCCAUAUUAUUUGAUAGCGGUGAUCUAGAUAUCGCAAGUCGACUGUACAUGUAUGAAUUAGCUACCGUAUAAGUAGAAUUUUUAGCGAGGAUUUAAUUUUGGCAUUAUUAGCGAGGGUGCCGAGAUCGCUAAAAUUAAAUAUCGCUAAAAAUUAAUUGCGUUUAUUUGUAAUAGCCUCUUUAAUGUGCAUUUUAAAAUCGCUAAAAUAACAUCUUGCUAAAAAUAAAUUACCAGUUUUUAAGGACUAAUCGCUAAAUUUGUGUCUCGCUAAAAUUUCCACUAAUAUACGGUAUUAAAAUAAUGAGCAGAUUUUAUUGCAAAAAAUGUCACCUAAGGAGACUAAUUACAGUGAAUGCAAAAUGUAUUUUAAAGAUGUUAAAACAAUUAUAGAGUUUUGUGCUGAAUGAAUAUUGUCUGUUUGUCCUCUGUGUCUUGUAAGGUUGUCAGUCUAUUACUUAUAAACUUUUUCAUAACUUUAAGAUGCACUGCCAGAACUAACAGUGAACACAUAUGAACAUUAAUUUUUUCUUGAAUUUAAAGCUUGACCAGUAGUGCAAUUUAAUCUAUACAGCAUUCUAGAUGGCACAGAUUUUAUAUUUUCAUAUUCAUACUUAAUAUACCAACAUCAAGGGUCUAUUUUUGGGCAGUAUGAGAUUACAAAAAGUAGUUUUUAUGUAUUUUUGGAUAUUUCUUGAAUUUAUUUUUUUAAUCUAGAUUUUGUACAGAAACA
Molecule: messenger RNA, 4208 nt
Organism: Saccostrea cuccullata (small rock oyster)
Lineage: Eukaryota; Metazoa; Mollusca; Bivalvia; Ostreida; Ostreidae
Product: endoplasmic reticulum mannosyl-oligosaccharide 1,2-alpha-mannosidase-like
Exons: 11
Coding region: 114-2096 (660 amino acids)
Biological process (GO): carbohydrate metabolic process; mannose trimming involved in glycoprotein ERAD pathway
Cellular component (GO): endoplasmic reticulum; membrane
Molecular function (GO): calcium ion binding; mannosyl-oligosaccharide 1,2-alpha-mannosidase activity
Source: RefSeq, a predicted model, not a curated record